GAGCCUGGAGCGCCGAGCCGGGAGCCGCGAGCCGAGCGCGCCGGGCUGGGGCCGGGGCCGGAGCGGAGGGAGAGGGAGCGCGCCCGCCCCAGCCCCGAGUCCCGCGCCUUUACUCCGCCGCCGCGGCGCCCCAGCCAUGGAGCCGGACAACAGCCCCCGCAAGAUUCAGUUCACCGUGCCGCUGCUGGAGCCGCACCUUGACCCCGAGGCCGCCGAGCAGAUUCGGAGACGCCGCCCCACGCCUGCCACCCUCGUGCUGACCAGUGACCAGUCAUCUCCAGAAGUGGAUGAAGACCGGAUCCCCAACCCACUUCUCAAGUCCACUCUGGCAAUGUCUCCACACCAACGGAAGAAGAUGACAAGGACCACACCCACAAUGAAAGAGCUCCAGACAAUGGUUGAACAUCACCUGGGGCAACAGAAGCAAGGAGAGGAGCCUGAGGGAGCUGCCGAGAGCACAGGGACCCAGGAGUCCUGCCCACCUGGGAUCUCAGACACAGAAGCAGAGUGCAGGCUGGGCACCCCUGGGACAGCACAGAAAUCUGCAGGAUUCACCCCUAAGACUCAGGAGAGGAGCAGUGAGGAGCCCAGCACAGAGGAACCCUCCAUCCAUAUACCUCCCCUGGACUCCCAGGGAGCCAACUCGGUCUGAGGAGGAAGCAUCCUGGCAUCGCAACUGCAGUUUGAGAAUGCAUGUACACUGGAUCAGUUUCUUACAUCUUCACUUUUGGGGAAAAUCUCUUGUUUUUAAACAGUGAUAAAUUUGGUGUUAGGUCCUUG
This is a messenger RNA of Heterocephalus glaber (naked mole-rat), 780 nucleotides long. RefSeq names its product protein phosphatase 1 regulatory inhibitor subunit 1A (gene Ppp1r1a). Gene Ontology annotation, biological process: intracellular signal transduction. Gene Ontology annotation, cellular component: cytoplasm. The record is from RefSeq and is a predicted model, not a curated record. Gene Ontology annotation, molecular function: protein phosphatase inhibitor activity. Lineage: Eukaryota; Metazoa; Chordata; Mammalia; Rodentia; Bathyergidae.